Abrus precatorius (Indian licorice) is the source of this 642-nucleotide messenger RNA. RefSeq names its product mitochondrial inner membrane protease ATP23-like. The transcript has 5 exons. Gene Ontology annotation, cellular component: extrinsic component of mitochondrial inner membrane. NCBI's taxonomy places the organism in Eukaryota, Viridiplantae, Streptophyta, Magnoliopsida, Fabales, Fabaceae. The record is from RefSeq and is a predicted model, not a curated record. Gene Ontology annotation, biological process: mitochondrial protein processing; mitochondrial proton-transporting ATP synthase complex assembly. Bases 76 to 615 code for a protein of 179 amino acids. Gene Ontology annotation, molecular function: metalloendopeptidase activity.
GAGAGUAAAUGUGAAAAUAUGCUUACCUUCCAUGCUUGUGCUACUUGAGAUUGUGCAAUUGAGCCAAAACAAACAAUGACGGAGAAAUCUAAAAGCGAAGAAGAAUGUGAAGCCAUGAUUCAAAAGAGUUUCCGAACUCCAAUGGUGAGGUUUUUGAGGGAACGUUUGGAGAAAGCUGGGUGUGGUGUGGGAGACAAUUUUUUCAAAGCUGUUACUUGCAAGCAGCAAAUGGCUGGUAGUUAUGUUCGUGGAGAAGGGGUAAGAGUGUGCAGCAAUUAUGUACGAAUUCAAGACGACGUCAACCUGGUGGUAAUUCGUGAGCUAAUUCAUGCAUUUGACGAUUGUCGUGCUGCCAACUUGGAUUGGUCUGAUUGUGCUCAUCAUGCUUGUACUGAGAUACGAGCUGGUCAUUUAAGUGGUGAUUGUCAUUACAAGCGGGAACUACUAAGAGGUUUUAUGAAACUACGAGGGCAUGAACAAGAAUGUGUCCGAAGAAAAGUUAUGAAAGCAUUGUCUGCAAAUCCCAAUUGUUUUGGUUUUGCUGCCAAGGAUUCUAUGGAAGCCGUAUGGGAUGUCUGUUACAACGAUACACAACCCUUUGACAGAGCUCCUUAAAAUCUGCAUGGUUGAUACUAACAUAAA